AUGUUGGUUUCAGAUAAGGAAGUUGAGAAUGACUUCGUUGAUCAGGAUAUUAAAUUGAGAAGGGAUUUUUAUCACACAGAGCUCAAGUCCAAGCAUAGUCCAUCCGCAAAAGAGUACUAUAAAGAAGCAGAAAAAGCUGCCCUGUCUUCUUAUCAGAAAGCUUCUAAAGAGAAUUCCUCUUUGAAAAACAGAGCAAAAAUAGCUGACACCCCGGAGCAGAAGGAAACAAGGAGAGAAUUGACAAACAACAUGAAUGAAGGAGACAAGAUUAUUGAAACCAUCGGGGACAACGGAAAACCCACAUUGGCUAUAAUUGACAAUAAUAAGCAUUUCUCUCCAGAUUCAGAUGAUAAACCAGAUACAACAUCUGAGAAGAAGGACAAUGAAAAGGCAUCCGUAGCGGUGCCAAAAUCAUCCAGUGAACAUGAGAAAGUGGCAAAGGCCUCGUCAGAGAAAGAACCGGAAUCAUCACUGGAAAGUUCAAAGCAAGUCAAGGAAGGCGAAGCAAUUGAUGACGAAGAAGAAGGAGGUGAAGAUGAGGAUGAUAGUGUAGCUCUGUCUUCACUGAAGAAAGUCUCUAAGAGAAAGAGCUUGAAAAAAUUAUUGAAGAGAAAGUGA
This is a messenger RNA of Clavispora lusitaniae ATCC 42720, 618 nucleotides long. Lineage: Eukaryota; Fungi; Ascomycota; Pichiomycetes; Serinales; Metschnikowiaceae. The record is from RefSeq and is a predicted model, not a curated record.